Messenger RNA from Westerdykella ornata, 1908 nucleotides. RefSeq lists its product as uncharacterized. Gene Ontology annotation, molecular function: DNA-binding transcription factor activity, RNA polymerase II-specific; RNA polymerase II cis-regulatory region sequence-specific DNA binding. The record is from RefSeq and is a predicted model, not a curated record. Bases 1 to 1908 code for a protein of 635 amino acids. Gene Ontology annotation, biological process: regulation of transcription by RNA polymerase II. The transcript has 2 exons. NCBI's taxonomy places the organism in Eukaryota, Fungi, Ascomycota, Dothideomycetes, Pleosporales, Sporormiaceae.
AUGGCUAUGCCACACCCAGAGUCACCCCGCCGGCCGUCCUCAGUCGACGUAUCCUGUGGCCUCGAUUCUGGCUCCCCAUCCAAGGCCUCCUUUUGUACGCUGGUUCCGCUGCUGUCUUCUGCCUCCCCCAAGCCAUCCAGCUUACCGCCCACCAUGGCGACCGCCCUUUCAGAAACUACCCCUUCAAAAGAUCAAUCGCACCUUGGCUCUGGGUUCAUGGGCCUUGGAGAACCCUCCACACUGCAAUGGGCUGAACAGUGUGAGAUGGGUGCAUCGCAACCCUGUCAAAACGGGAGAGGAUAUGGUGGCGUGUUUCCAGGACAAGUUGAUUACUCUGGGCCUCGUCUCGACUACUCCCCCAACGGACUCCCGUUCUCCAGCAACUACAGUCUCACUUACCCUACGUUUGAUCCUAGCUGUCCCCGCUCUUAUGCUGGUGGACUUGAGCUCUCAAACGGGAUGGACAACAUAACCAUGGCCGAGUCAUAUCCGCCCUCCGCGUACGUCAUCAAUCCUCCCAAGUCGCAUGAUGACUUGAAUAUCCAAGACACUGGCACGUCGAACCAGCUACUGCAAUUUAAUAAUGAUUUCGAAACACAGUGCGGCGCAAGGUUCAAAUCGGAAGCCUGCUAUGCUGGUAGUGCGUACGGCUCCGCUCCCGGAUCGCGGUGUUCGACCCCUCAUGACGACUGUGGUUACAUAUCUUCGCGGGACGCGAGAGAUGAGGAUGGUUCGUUUGACAAGGAACAGCCCUAUGCGCAGCUGAUUUAUCGCGCUCUGAUGGAGGCGCCAGGGCAUACGAUGGUUCUGCGGGACAUCUACGAGUGGUUCAAGCAGAACACGAAUAAAGCUGAAGAUAAGGAGACGAAGGGUUGGCAGAACAGUAUUCGGCAUAACCUGUCUAUGAACGGGGCCUUCGAGAAAGUUGACCAACCCUGCGAUGACACUCGCAAAGGCUACAUGUGGAAACUCACCGACGAAGCCAUCCGCGAAGGCGUCAAAUCCACAACCCGUUACCGCAGCAAGCAGCCCCACAAGCGCGGCCACCGCACGGGUCACAACCCUCUCCCUCAACGCCAGGCCUCCGGAGCGAAAGGCGGUUUGGCAUCUCGCAAAUCGGCAAAAGCAAGACGGCUGCAUCGCGCAGUUACUGAUCCGUACUUCAACGGUAAUGGUGGUGGUGAUGGGAGUGCGGGGGGCAGGAUAACAAAUUCGGCGACGUCGACUUAUGACGGCGCUAUCCUUGAGCCGCUCGUUUUCAACGACCCAUAUCCAAGUCUUUCGUCGCUCUCCUCGUUCCAUAACCCCCCUACCCCAUCAUCGCCGUACUACGGCUCCGACCUCGACCUACCCCAGGAUUGCUCCGCGCCUGUUUCACUGGAUGGAGGCAGCUCGCACGGUCUAGGCAGUCCCCUGCUGGGACCCGAUCUCGAUCUCGGCCUGGAUUUACCUCUCUCAAUGGCUAUGCGCGGCAGCAACGGUUGCCAUGCAUCAUUUGGCGGAGCAUCGUCUCCAGCGAUGAAUGCCUUGGUGUAUGAUGCAGCGUAUCUGACGCCACAGGAGCCAUCGGCGCCACUCUUUUACGACCUAGACCUCCCAGACAGCAGUGCUUCUCGAGACGCCACUGCGGCCGCAUUCUCAAGCUCCCACUCUCCCCAGCAGCAGCAGCAAUUGCAACCCCCGCGGCUCCGCCUGCACCCCCACCUGUCAAACCUGGACGUCCUAUCCUGCUCCUCGCCCUCCGCAUCCAGCCCUUCUGAGCCCCGCACACCAGACGACGUGGAUUGCGGCCCAGGGCUAGCUGAAGAUUGCUACAUAAUGGAGAUGCGACCCUUGACUGGUGAGACGGGUGGACCGCAGUUUCGCUUCUUUACUGAUAGUGGGCCUGUGGCGAGGGUGCAUGAAUAG